Molecule: messenger RNA, 1875 nt
Organism: Alligator mississippiensis (American alligator)
Lineage: Eukaryota; Metazoa; Chordata; Crocodylia; Alligatoridae
Gene: ATP6V1H
Product: ATPase H+ transporting V1 subunit H
Exons: 14
Coding region: 122-1564 (480 amino acids)
Biological process (GO): proton transmembrane transport
Cellular component (GO): lysosomal membrane; vacuolar proton-transporting V-type ATPase, V1 domain
Molecular function (GO): proton-transporting ATPase activity, rotational mechanism
Source: RefSeq, a predicted model, not a curated record
CCGCCGUCAGGCUUGGUUGUCAGCUGCGCGCUGUCACAUGACCCGCGCCGUCAGUGCUGCCCCGGCGUGCGGGUCCUGCCAGCUUCCUCCUGCCGCCGAGGGAUUUUAAAAAGUGAUCAAAAUGGAUAUCAGAGGUGCUGUGGAUGCUGCUGUCCCAACAAACGUUAUUGCUGCCAAAGCAGCUGAAGUUCGGGCAAACAAAGUAAACUGGCAGUUAUAUCUCCAAGGACAGAUGAUUUCAGGUGAAGACUGUGAAUUUAUUCAGAGAUUUGAACAGAAGAGAAGCCCAGAAGAAAAACAAGAACUACUGCAAACUGAAGGGAACCAGUGUGCUAAAACAUUCAUAAAUUUGAUGACUCAUAUUUCCAAGGAACAGACAGUUCAGUAUAUUCUGACUAUGGUUGAUGAUGUGCUGCAAGAAAAUCAUCAGCGCGUUAGUAUUUUCUUUGACUACGCAAAACGUGGUAAGAACACUGCAUGGUCUUAUUUCCUGCCAAUGUUGAACCGCCAAGAUCUUUUCACUGUGCAUAUGGCAGCAAGAAUUAUUGCAAAACUGGCUGCCUGGGGAAGAGAACUGAUGGAAGGCAGUGAUUUGAAUUACUACUUCAACUGGAUUAAAAGUCAAUUUAGUUCACAGAAACUACGUGGUACUGGCGGUGCCAUGGAAACAGGAGCAGUCUCCACAAGUGAUAGUUCCCAGUACGUACAGUGUGUUGCUGGAUGCUUGCAGCUGAUGCUCAGGGUCAAUGAAUAUCGCUUUGCAUGGGUAGAAGCAGAUGGUGUAAACUGUAUCAUGGGAGUCCUGAGUAAUAAAUGUGGCUUUCAACUUCAGUAUCAGAUGAUUUUCUGUGUGUGGCUGCUGGCAUUCAGUCCUCAAAUGUGUGAAUAUCUGCGUCGAUACAAUAUUGUUCCAGUCCUGUCUGAUAUUCUUCAGGAAUCUGUCAAAGAGAAAGUAACUAGAAUCAUCCUUGCAGCAUUUCGUAAUCUUUUGGAAAAAUCUACUGAAAGAGAGACUCGCCAGGAAUAUGCUCUUGCUAUGAUCCAGUGCAAAGUUCUGAAGCAACUAGAGAACUUAGAUCAGCAAAAAUAUGAUGACGAAGACAUCAGUGAGGAUAUCAAGUUUCUGCUGGACAAACUUGGCGAGAGUGUUCAGGAUCUUAGCUCAUUUGAUGAAUACAGUUCUGAGCUGAAAUCAGGAAGACUGGAAUGGAGCCCUGUACACAAAUCUGAGAAAUUUUGGCGAGAGAAUGCUGUGAGAUUAAAUGAAAAGAAUUAUGAACUUCUGAAAAUCCUGACAAAACUUUUGGAGGUUUCUGAUGAUCCACAAGUCUUAGCUGUAGCUGCUCAUGAUGUGGGAGAGUAUGUACGACACUAUCCUCGAGGGAAACGAGUGAUAGAGCAACUUGGUGGUAAACAGCUAGUAAUGAACCACAUGCAUCAUGAAGACCAACAGGUUCGCUAUAAUGCACUAUUGGCUGUGCAGAAGUUGAUGGUUCACAACUGGGAGUAUCUCGGGAAGCAGUUACAGUCAGAACAACCUCCAACAGUUACUGCACGAAGCUAAGCACUUUGGCCUGUACACUGCAGUUCCUUCUUCAUGGGUCCACCUGGAAUGUGUGUCAUUAAAUUGAUGCCAAGAAAACGUUUUCGGUCACAAUGUUUGUUUCUUGCUAAUGUGUACACUUUCCAGUUUCCCCUCCAAUGCUGUAACCUAGAUAAUUAAUUAGUUGUUAAAUUAUUCCUGAAAAAUCUACCAGUUGGCAUCCUGCUAUAUUAUGAAUGUAUGUGAAGAAAUACAGCAAAUAUGUCUUGCCUUUAUGUAUUUAUUGUUCUCAACACAAGAAGCUUAUUAAAGGAUAUUCAUUCCAGAACAAA